UCUCAGAUUCAGCUGAAGGUUGGCGUUGUCCUGCCUGCCAGAAUGUGACACUCAAACAUCCCUCUGCAUACACCUGCUUCUGUGGUAAAGUAACAAAUCCAGAGUGGCAGCGCAGUGAGAUUCCCCACAGCUGUGGCGACAUGUGUGGGAAGAAAAGGAGUGGAGAAGACUGCAGGCAUCCCUGUAACAUCCUGUGUCAUCCUGGACCAUGCCCCCAGUGUCCUGCUUUUGUGACUAAAUCCUGCGUUUGUGGAAAGACCAGUCAGCCUGUACGCUGUGGCCAGGCAUCUGUGUUACACUGUGACAGUGUGUGUGGCUCACUGCUCAACUGUGGAAAACACAGCUGUGCCCAGGUCUGCCACAGCGGGGCAUGUGAGCCCUGCCAGAUACAAGUGGACCAAGUUUGUUACUGUGGUGCUGGCACUCGUAAAGUCUCGUGUGGCACAGAUGAACAAUGCUUUGAUGGUACAGGGCAUUUCUCCUGUCAAAAAGUAUGCUCAAAGAUGUUGGAUUGCACAGCCCACCACUGCCAGCAGGUGUGCCAUCGUGGACAGUGCCAGUCCUGCCCUCUCUCUCCCAGCCGGGUCAAGUCAUGUCCCUGCGGUCAGACACCACUGAACAAGCUCUUAGAGUUUGGCUACUCAGAACGAAAGCACUGCACUGAUCCAGUCCCCUCAUGUGGAAAAACAUGCAACAAGCCUCUAGCCUGUGGUUCCAAUGAUAUGAUCCAUUUGUGUGAAAAGCUAUGCCAUGAAGGAAGCUGUGGACCUUGCUCUUUGACUUCCUCUGUUAGAUGCAGAUGUGGUGCCAAACUUAAGGAAGUCCCAUGUUUAACAAUCUUCAAAGAAGACCAGCUUGUGUUCACCUGUGAAAAGCGCUGCAACAAGAAACGCUCCUGUGGUCGACAUAAGUGUGGAGAACUUUGCUGUGUGGCUGUAGAGCACAAGUGCCCCUUGAUUUGUGGCUACAAGCUGAACUGUGGCCUCCAUCGCUGCCAGGAGCCCUGUCACCGUGGAAAUUGUGAACCCUGCUGGCAGUCCAGUUUUGAUGAGCUGACCUGCCACUGUGGGCUCACUGUCUUGUAUCCCCCAAUUCCAUGUGGUACAAAGCCUCCAGAAUGUAAGAACACCUGUACCCGGAGGCAUGACUGUGACCAUCCCGUAUUUCACAACUGCCACAGUGAAGACAAGUGUCCGCCUUGUACAUACCUCACUCAGAAGUGGUGUAUGGGAAAUCAUGAGCAACGCAGCAACAUACCGUGCCACCUCCAGGACAUUUCCUGUGGCCUGACAUGUAACAAGGAGCUGCCCUGUGAAAUGCACCAGUGUCGGCGUAUUUGCCAUCGUGGCGAGUGUUUGGCUGAGGGCACGUGCCAGCAGCCCUGUGUGCGCCCGCGUACCGACUGUGGCCACCCAUGUGCUGCUCCCUGCCAUAAAGGCAGCAGCUGCCCGCACACCACCUGCACUGCCAAGGUGUCUCUGCAGUGUGACUGUGGCCGGAGAAAAGAAACAGUUGUGUGUGCAGAAGCUGCCAGUUCAUAUCAGAGAUAUGCAGCCAUCGCUGUGGCCAGUAAGCUCUCUGACAUGCAGCUUGGGGACUCUAUGGACUUGGGGCCAUUACUCACUAAAAAGGAGAUGAAGCAAACCAAGCUUGAAUGUGAUGAAGAAUGUGCUACACUGGAGAGAAACCGGCGCUUGGCAGAAGCUUUACAGAUAGACCCCUCUUCAGACCCAUUUAAUGUGCGCUCCACCUCUGUGUAUAGCGACAGCCUCAAGGAGGACGCCAGGAAAGAUCUAAAUUUUGUUACCAAAGUUGAAGAUGAAAUUAAGAACUUGAUAGAGAUAACUAAUAAGGGAAAGCAAGCCAAAAGAACUUACACCUUUCAGCCAAUGAACAGAGACCAUCGUCGGAUCAUCCAUGAACUGGCAGAGGUGUACAAGCUGGAGAGCAUCAGCUAUGACAGUGAGCCCAAGCGUAGUGUCAGUGUCACCGCUCAAAAGGGGGUGGCUGUGUGUCCAAACUCAUCCCUGUCAUCAAUCAUCAAACGGGAGACCGCAGCCAGAGCUCCUCCUCCAAUAGCUCACAUCAAACAGCACAGCAGCAAGCCAGUUGGCGGAGUUGCCUUUUCCAAGAUGGUUAGAGAAGAACCUGUAAUUGAUUAUUUUGAUGUCCAAGACUGACGAAGAUGACCUUUCAAAGAACCCAGUAAAUGAGUAAUAAUAAUAAUAAUAAUAAUAAACGUUCACCAAAAUGGACAAAUGUAGAUGCUGCUGUGUGAUCUAAUAAAACUAUAGUUUAUUUCUA
Messenger RNA from Boleophthalmus pectinirostris (great blue-spotted mudskipper), 2304 nucleotides. It is a transcript of the gene nfx1, whose product is annotated as nuclear transcription factor, X-box binding 1. The transcript is spliced from 20 exons. NCBI's taxonomy places the organism in Eukaryota, Metazoa, Chordata, Actinopteri, Gobiiformes, Gobiidae. The record is from RefSeq and is a predicted model, not a curated record. Bases 141 to 2180 code for a protein of 679 amino acids. Gene Ontology annotation, biological process: negative regulation of transcription by RNA polymerase II. Gene Ontology annotation, cellular component: nucleus. Gene Ontology annotation, molecular function: DNA-binding transcription factor activity, RNA polymerase II-specific; RNA polymerase II transcription regulatory region sequence-specific DNA binding; zinc ion binding.